Camelus dromedarius (Arabian camel) is the source of this 2502-nucleotide messenger RNA. It is a transcript of the gene CTBP1, whose product is annotated as C-terminal binding protein 1. Gene Ontology annotation, cellular component: nucleus. Gene Ontology annotation, biological process: regulation of transcription by RNA polymerase II. The transcript is spliced from 11 exons. The record is from RefSeq and is a predicted model, not a curated record. NCBI's taxonomy places the organism in Eukaryota, Metazoa, Chordata, Mammalia, Artiodactyla, Camelidae. The coding region runs from base 343 to 1812 and encodes 489 amino acids. Gene Ontology annotation, molecular function: NAD binding; oxidoreductase activity, acting on the CH-OH group of donors, NAD or NADP as acceptor; transcription coregulator binding.
GGCGCCCGGGCGCAGGCGAGCGGGUGGAGCAGCGGACGGCGCCCAGGCCGCCUCACGCGCCGGGCUCGCGGCGGAGCGCGCCGGACUUGUCGGGGCCCGCGGCCGCCCGCGCCUUUCAAUGGGCAGCUCGCACUUGCUCAACAAGGGCCUGCCGCUCGUCAGACUUUGACCCGGCGCGGGCUUCGGUGGCCGCCGUGGACAGGAGCCUAGGAGCUUUGGUUCAAGACGAUUAAAGCCGUGGUGAGGACGCAGUGACAGGACGCAGUUCUGCCCUGGGAUUCUGAAGAUAGAGCGCGUUGAAAGGCGAAUUCAUGGUGGUGGAAGCUGAGCCCAUAUUAAGAGAUGUCAGGCGUCCGACCCCCGAUCAUGAACGGGCCCCUGCACCCCCGGCCCCUGGUGGCACUGCUGGACGGCCGGGACUGCACGGUGGAGAUGCCCAUCCUGAAGGACGUGGCCACGGUGGCCUUCUGUGACGCGCAGUCCACGCAGGAGAUCCACGAGAAGGUGCUGAACGAGGCCGUGGGGGCACUGAUGUAUCACACCAUCACACUGACCAGGGAGGACCUGGAGAAGUUCAAGGCCCUUCGGAUAAUCGUCCGAAUCGGUAGCGGUUUUGAUAACAUCGACAUCAAGUCGGCUGGGGAUUUAGGCUCGGGAUCCGUCUUUCCUCCGGGCCAGUCUGGGCUGUGCCACGUGGGCAUCCUUGUCAAGGCCCCCCAGGACCUGGUUCACUGUCCCGUGGCAGUUUUGUUCCCAAACCUGACAGAUGGUCCAGGUCUGAUCUCGCCCAGUGUCCCCUACACCCGCCCUGGACGUACUUCUCCUGGCAUCGCUGUCUGCAACGUGCCGGCCGCGUCCGUGGAGGAGACUGCCGACUCCACCAUGUGCCAUAUCCUCAACCUGUACCGCCGGACCACCUGGCUGCACCAGGCACUGCGGGAAGGCACACGGGUCCAGAGUGUCGAGCAGAUCCGGGAAGUGGCCUCCGGAGCCGCCAGGAUCCGCGGAGAGACCUUGGGCAUCAUUGGACUAGGCCGCGUAGGGCAGGCAGUGGCUCUGCGGGCCAAGGCCUUUGGCUUCAGCGUGCUCUUCUAUGACCCCUACCUGCCGGACGGCACAGAGCGGGCGCUGGGGCUGCAGCGCGUCAGCACCCUGCAGGACCUGCUCUUCCACAGCGACUGUGUGAGCCUGCACUGCGGCCUGAACGAGCACAACCACCACCUCGUCAACGACUUCACCGUCAAGCAGAUGAGACAAGGGGCCUUCCUGGUGAACACAGCCCGAGGCGGCCUGGUGGAUGAGAAGGCGCUCGCCCAGGCCCUGAAGGAGGGGCGGAUCCGUGGCGCAGCCCUGGAUGUGCACGAGUCGGAGCCCUUCAGCUUUAGCCAGGGCCCCCUGAAGGACGCACCCAACCUGAUCUGCACCCCGCACGCAGCCUGGUACAGCGAGCAGGCGUCCAUCGAGAUGCGCGAGGAGGCGGCUCGGGAGAUCCGCAGAGCCAUCACAGGCCGGAUCCCCGACAGCCUGAAGAACUGUGUGAACAAGGACCACCUGACGGCCGCCACCCACUGGGCCAGCAUGGACCCUGCUGUGGUGCACCCCGAGCUCAAUGGGGCCGCCUACAGCAGGUACCCUCCGGGUGUGGUGGGCGUGGCCCCCAGCGGCAUCCCGGCCGCCGUGGAGGGCCUCGUCCCUAGCGCCAUGUCCCUGUCGCACGGCCUGCCCCCCGUACCCCACCCACCCCAUGCGCCUUCUCCCGGCCAGACCGUCAAGCCCGAGGCGGAGAGAGACCACGCGAGUGACCAGUUGUAGCCCGGGCGGAGCGCUGCGCCCUCGGACAGGCGUGUGCGCCCUCAGCGGCCACGGCACUCCUGAGACUGUCCGGGCGCCGGGCCUGCGAGGUGGCCCGGCCUCCCCGCGUCGACUGUAGUUGUCCCGCCCCGAGGGGCCGCUGCCCUGUGUCCUUUGCGUCCUCGUUAAAGCAAAAGAAGUUAGUAGUUAAUUCUAUCAUGAAUGUUCCGUCUGUGUACAGUCCAGAGCGUUACAGAGGAUCUGUUUGCUUAGCUGUCGGCCGGCGGGAACCGGGGGCUCCGUCCAGCCGGCUUCACAGCGGUUCCCUCUGUGUGUGGAGCGCGCCCCUAGCAGGCAGUUGGCAAACUUCUCAGGACAAUGACUCCUUCCCUCUUUCUUUUCAUGCCACACAGUGCAUUGUUUUUUCUACCUGCUUGUCUUAUUUUUAGAAUAAUUUAGAAAAACAAAACAAAGGCUGUUUUUCCUAAUUUUGGCAUGAACCCCCUUGUUCCAAACGAAGGCGGCCUCGCGAGGCGGCUGGAGAGGAGAGCGCGGGGCCGUGGCGUCUGUCCCUGAGCCGCGAGGGCGCAGCGCCCGGCCCACGGGUGCCGUCCUGCUGAUGUGGUAGCUAGCAAUAUUUUGGUUAAAAUCAUGUUUGUGACUGUAACCAUUUGUAUGAAUUAUUUUAAAGAAAUAAAAAUCCCAGAAAGA